AUGAAGAUGAUCGACGCUGCUAGCGGAGGAGCGCUUGUCAAUAUGACCCCUCAAAGGGCAAGAGAGCUAAUAUCCACCAUGGCGGCAAAUUCUCAACAAUAUCGGCCAAAUUCAGAACCGACAAGACGGGUUAAUGGGGUAAACGUUUCAACUUUAGAAGAUAAAUUGGAUAAACUUACGAAUGUUGUUCAAUCUUUGCUUACAGAAAAGAAGAGUUUGACCCCACUAUGUGGAAUUUGUACUACGUCUGAACACCCGACAAAUUUGUGCCCAAUCCUUAACGAUAAUUCAACAGCACAUGUAGAUGCUGUCGGAGGUUUUCCGGGACCUCUGCAAAGACGUUAUGAUCCUUUCUCCAAGACCUACAAUCCCAGGUGGAAAGAUCAUCCCAACCUGAAUUACGGAGCUAAUCCCCGAUAUAAUCCAUCAUACCAAUCGAGACCUCAGCAACCACUACAACAACAACACAAGCCGAGCACAUCUCUAGAAGCUGUUGUGGAAAGACUUGCCGCCGAUGCUGCAAAAUAUCAACAGAGGACAGACGCAUCAAUACAAGAGUUAACUAAUCAAGUUAGUAAACUCUCAAUGGCAGUUAAUCGCUUGGAGUCUCAAGGUAAAUUACCUUCCCAGACAGAGCCGAACCCUCGGCAGAAUGCCAGUGCAAUCACUCUUCGUAGUGGAAAGGUUCUGGAAACAGUACCAACUAAAAGUCAUGGGCAAGACAAGGAACAGGAAAAGCAGAUCUCCGAUGCAACAACCAGGCCAGAAUUAGAAGUUCAGAAACCAGUUGUGAUGCCACCUCCUUUUCCAGGGAGGCUUGCAAGGGAUAAGAAAGAGAAGGAGGAAAAAGAGAUCCUCGAGACAUUCAGGAAGGUGGAGGUAAAUAUUCCUUUACUCGAUGCUAUCAAACAAAUCCCUCUUUAUGAAAAAUUCCUCAAGGAGUUGUGUACUAGAAAGAGGAGGUUAAUAGGUAAUGAAAGAGUAAAUGUAGGAGAAAAUGUCUCCGCAGUACUGCAAAAGAAAGUUCCACCCAAAUACAAGGACCAAUGUAUGUUUGCUAUUCCUUGUGAGAUAGGCAAUCUGAUUAAUGCGGGUCCUUUAAAAGAGACAGGAGUAAUAAUCCAGUUGGCGGACAGAUCAGUCGUCUAUCCCGAAGGGCUGCUUAAAGACGUCCUUGUAAAAGUUAACGAAUUAGUUUUCCCUGCAGAUUGCUACAUUGUUAGUAUUGAAGAUGAUAAUUCAACUAAUUCGUCUGACAUUUUGCUUGGAAGGCCGUUUCUAAGUACCGCGAGGGCAAAAAUAAAUGUUCGAAGUGGAACACUGACCAUGGAGUUUGAUGGCGAAAUUGUGAAAUUCAAUGUCUACGAGGCCAUGGGUCAUCCUAACUCUCUAUUAAAUAUUUCUAGCAUUGAUAUUUUAGAUUGUUUAACUCAAUCUUAUUCUGAAUAUCAUGACUUUGAUGAGUUGGAAACUGUCCUUUACAGAAACAUUGACAUGGAUGUUUUACAUCAUCUCUAA
Molecule: messenger RNA, 1518 nt
Organism: Gossypium arboreum
Lineage: Eukaryota; Viridiplantae; Streptophyta; Magnoliopsida; Malvales; Malvaceae
Exons: 2
Coding region: 1-1518 (505 amino acids)
Source: RefSeq, a predicted model, not a curated record